Messenger RNA from Biomphalaria glabrata, 4633 nucleotides. Its product is annotated as tetraspanin-31-like. The transcript has 6 exons. Lineage: Eukaryota; Metazoa; Mollusca; Gastropoda; Planorbidae. The coding region runs from base 129 to 839 and encodes 236 amino acids. The record is from RefSeq and is a predicted model, not a curated record. Gene Ontology annotation, cellular component: membrane.
UUACAAUUCUAGCUUUACUUUGCGACAUUUAUGUUGACGUCUUCCGAUGCUGUGUAACUUAAUCAUAAUCAUCUUGUAAUUAAAAUUUAAAUCGUCACAUUUAGGAUAAUAAUAUCAUAAAAUUAAAAAUGGUUUGCGGAGGAUUCGCGUGUUCACGCCAUUCUCUAAUUAUAUUGAAUGUUAUUUAUAUUGUUGUCUCCUUUAUUAUAAUUGGUGUUGCUGCUUACGGCAGAGUAGCUGCUGUGAUUACAAGUUUAACACUUGUGGGAAGUCUAAUAGCAUGUGGAGUGUUUCUCUUUCUUAUAGCCCUAGUAGGUUUAGUAGGGGCAGCUAAGCAUCACCAAGUCCUGUUAUUCUUUUAUAUGAUCAUUCUGUUCUUACUGUUUCUGCUCCAAUUUGCCUUGGCCUGUGCUUGUCUAGCUGUCAAUGCUGACCAGAAGGACUCAUUGGCUAGACAGGGCUGGCAGAUGUCCAGUGCUAUGACCAAAGCUGAUGUCCAACACCAGUUUGAUUGCUGUGGCUUUGACGAUCAGAAUUUAAACGUCUCAUUCCCAAUGGGUCAUCCUCCAUGCGGAUCUCUAGUUAGUAAUAAAUUAACCAAGUGCUGCGAAGGUAAGGAAAGUUCCCCUUGUUGUAGUGGGCAGUACACUAACAACACAGCUGAGUCAUGUCCCUGUCAAAAGUGUUAUGAAAGAUUGCGACCCAUCAUUUACAAUGCUUUCUCUGCAACUGGUGGAGUUGGCUUGUUUUUCAGCUUUACAGAGAUAUUAGGUGUGUGGCUGACCAUUCGUUAUCGCAACCAGAAAGAUCCAUCAGCCAAUCCUAGUGCUUAUCUUUAGUCUCUUAUCAUUAAGUAUGUGUACACAUUGAGUAUCAGAUUAUUGGAGUCUGGCUAGCCAUGAGAUACAGAAACCAGAAAGAUCCAAGAGCGAAUCCUAGUGCAUUUUUAUAACAAUAAUUUAGUAUUGAAUUCUUAGGUUGUAUUUUGUUUUUGUUGUUUCCAUUUGGAAGUAUUAUUUUCUAUGGUUUUAUUUUAACAUUUCAAACUUGACAGUUUUUUGGCACUCUUAAUGGCUGUAUAAUUUUUUUUUUAUUAGUUCCAUAUGCCAUCCUAAGUGAAAAAAAAAUUAUUUCUUAAGAAAUUAAGUUCUUACAAUAAUAUUUUUCUUAAAAAAAACCAACAGAAAAUUGAAUCCAAACACUACAAAAUGACAUCAUACCAACUAGAAUAUUUAAGAGGAUGACUUGUACUUACAUGCAACUGAUUCUGAGUACAUUUCCAAGUAGGAUGAGUUCAAAUCUUUCAAAGCAUAAUACACGCACUGUCAUCAAUGCCUUACAUUUUAAAUUUCAUUUUGGUUCUAUCCUUCAUUUCCAGAGAGUUUGUCAUUUUGUGGUUGAAGUUCAAGAAAAUGGGUGUGAAUCUGUUAAAUCCUAGUCCACAACCAAGCACUCAUCUCUCAGAUAGUCUCUACAAUGAUUGGCUUCAGUUCUAAUGACAGUUACUUUCUCAGUAUUUCUUGAUUUUGAGUUUGUACUUGCCUUGAACCUUGACAGUACAGUUUACUUGUGGAUCUCUUUUUAGUUGACUUAGAAGUGGUAGCAUUGGUUUGACUUCGUCACAUGACAUUCAAGCACAAUCUUGACUUGACUAUUUUGUUGACUUACUUAUUUUGUUUAGAUCUUUCUGCACUGUCUGAUAUAAUGUGCAGGCUUGUAAAUGAUUAACAUUUUUUUUGUCUUUUCUAUCUGCCUCUUGGGAUGUUUGGGGCUUUAAUUGGAGAUGUCUUUUUAGUGUACCGCUGAGAGUAUUUUAGAAUUCAGUGUCACUAAACAUUGUUGUUUGACAUGGAAACAUAACACUGCAACACUCUGACUCUAAAAAAAAUCUAUCAUCCAAGAAGGAAAUUAGAAUCUAACAACUUCUAUUUGUACUACUGGUAUGCCCUACACAUUUCAACCAGAUUGUUAUAAUUAAUAGGAAUGAAUGCCUUAGAGAAAUAUCUAGGACUUGAUUAUGACAGACCUGACUGGUUGUAUAUUAUCAUUUUAUGUGCAAUAAUGUUUCCUUAUUUAUCAUUAGGACAAACAUUGGAGAUAUUUUUGUUUUCUUUCAUAUAUUACAAUUUUGUUCAGUUGGAGAUUUAGAUCUUUUUAUGAUUAGUCCAAGGCAACUAUCAAUGGAAGUGAGAAUUAUUUUUUUUGUACUUGAAUUGUUUCUGAAUUUAUUAGCGCUGGCAAUUACUUACAAUCAUUAUAUGCCAUUAGUGUUUUUAAAAAAAAGUAGAUUUUAUCUCUUGUACAGACUUAAACUAGCUGGCUGGCUAGAGUGAAGAUAUAUUUGUGAUUUAUGAUCUUUUAGUAGUCUUUUUUUUUUUCAAUUAAUUUUCCUAUUUUGAAAUCUGGCACAAGACUUAAGUAUUAUUUAUCAUUUCAGGGUUGUUUUGUUGUUGUUUUUUUAUGUGGUACCAAAUUUUUUAGUAAGUAUUGUUUAUCAUAUUGAGGGUUCUCUUUUAUUUAUUUUUUUUUUUUUUAUGUGGUAACAAAUUUGUUAGUGCCUUGGACUCAAUGAGUGAAGUAUUGUCUGCUGUGCCCCAUUGUUUUUUCCUCACAGGGUUCUCUUUAUUUGACCUACACUCUUACAAUACUAUCUCUCUCAUUUGAAUGUACUGUCUAUUUUAGUUCUCAAUUAUUAUGUGUGAUUUAGUAUGGAGAAUAUCAAUCUUAUAGUUUUUUAAAAAAUGUAAUAUCAUCAUAAAUUCUUGUUACCCACUAAAGCAAGAUCUAAUCAUAAAUGUACUGCAAAGUUACUUUGUAUUUUAAUAACAAUCAGAAUCAGUCUGUUUUAUUCUCUAUCAAAUCAAUUAGUGUUUUUAAGGGGCUGUUCUACAUCAAAUACACAAAAGUUUUACAUGCUGUAAAUUAGAUUUGUCAUAAUCAUUUUUUGUUGUUUUUAAUUUAUAUUAUUAGCUGUAUUGACAUUUUUUAAUCACUUGUUUUGAACCUAGCACUAUUGAAUUGAUAGAGAGAAAGAGGGGAUCAUUGAGUUUUUAUUUAUUUUGAUUAUUACAGAAUUUUCAUGACCUGUAUUAAUGUAUCUAUCUUAUAUUUAUAAAUAUAAAAAUAAUAGGAUUUUGAAGGUGUGAUCACUUAGAAUGUUUCUAUUCAAUUCAAAUAGAUUUUCCAAAAAAAAAAAUGUAACUAAAGUUUCUCAUUAAGUAUUUAAGGUAUUCAUAACAUAAGAGACCAAAAAGAUAAUUGUUACCAUACCUCAGUUGUAUAACUGUAUCAACUACUGUUAUCAUACACAUUUACAACUAUCAUAUCCCUCUAGUAUUAUUUUAGAAUGUUCUGCAUAACAUGCUGUCAAUUUCAAAAUAUCUUCUAGAAAAAAGAUUUUUUCUCCUGGUUGAAAUGGUUGACUGGAAUCAGCUGGUAAGAGUCAUUGUACUGACCACACACAACCUAUUUCAACAAAUACUCUUUGAAUGAGCUGGUCAGUCUGUAAGGCUAAGUUUUGUGGUUUUGAAUCAAUUGCACGCUACAUCUAAGUGCUACAUUUAAUCAUCACUUACCAAUCACAUAGGUUUUAAUUCAUACAAAUGUUCCCAGAGUUCUACUUGGAAAUCUCAUUAGAAUGAAGUUUAUGUAUAAUUGUUUCAUUGAAUAUUUUAUGAUGUGGGAGAAAAAAAUUUGUGAGGGUUUUUUUAAUGCUUAAUAAUGUAGACUAAGUGUCAUUGUUUUUCUUUAAGAAUUCUUGAAUGAUCGAAACUCUCCUAACACUGCUGUCAAUUUCCUAGGUUACACAUUUGUUUUUGUUCAAGCUGUUUGAAGCAUCUAUAUUUUUUUUAUUUACCGUUAUGUGUAUAUAGAUAUAUAUAUAUAUAUAGAGAGAGAGACUUAGUUUUAGACUUUCCACUUUAUAGCCAUGAUACUUUGUUAACAUUCCUAACAGCUAUCAAAUUCCAGUUGACCAAUUUUAAUCAUUUAUUUUCAUGGUGUUGUUUUUUAACUCUAUUAUAAAUUGUUUCAAUGAAGACAAAGCUAGUUUCCCAGACGCAGAAAAUAAAUAGAUAAUUGAUAACUUGUAACUUAUUUUGCUUUUAAUCUCAAUUAUGAAUGCAUGGACUCUGCUAUUGUUUAGUCCUUAAGAGAUAUUGCUCUUCCAUUCAUGAGGCAUAGAUUUAAGAUUGUAUGUCAAUGUUUGUUGCAAUAAUUUGUUUUGUCUGAACAGGUGAUAAUUGAUGAAGCAAUACACCUUAGCACUGAUUCUGUACAUGUGUCUUAUUAAGUCUGUGAGCCAUCUGUUACAAUCAUUCCAUUAUUCUUGUUGUUUGGUGAGUGUAGUUUAGUACAAAGUUCAUGACUAAAGAAAACACGUUGCUCCUACCCACUGCAAACUUCACAGGAGUUUUCAAGCUUUGGUUUGGGUUCAUAGUCAAAUCCAUGUUUUUUGUUGUGUUGUUGUUGUUGUUUUUUUAAGAAAGAAAUGGUUGAACUUGUAAUUUUAAUAUUAUUUCAGUUUGUCUUCACGUUUAUUUGGUAUAUUUUUUUUUCUGAAGAGAAAAUCUGUUCUUGCCCAUUGUUUCCAUGUCAUUAUUUAUCACUGUGCAAUAAAGUCAGUUUUCUUCAA